AUGGUCAUCUUCUGCGUAAAACGCGAAACCGCGGCCCCGGCCCCGUCUUUUUCCUUUCGCCCGCCCACCCCCGCGGAUCUGCUGGGCAGUAUCGCGAGGCGGAAUUUCUUGGAGCCCCAGGCUGCGCUCGAGAUUACGGGCGAGUAUGUGAGGGGGGAGGAGGUGUUGGCGGGGGAGGGCGCGUUGGAGCGGUAUCAGAGGGGUGGGGCUGUGAGCCAUUGGCGGAUCAUGAGGUCUGUGUUGCCAAAGGGGGUGUGGGAGAUGUGGUGA
Molecule: messenger RNA, 270 nt
Organism: Plenodomus lingam JN3
Lineage: Eukaryota; Fungi; Ascomycota; Dothideomycetes; Pleosporales; Leptosphaeriaceae
Source: RefSeq, a predicted model, not a curated record